UUGACAGAAGAACAACAAUUCAAGUGAAAGGAGAAGACACCACUGUAGCUGACAAAAUGGAAACCCAACGGUGGAGGAGUAGCGGAAGCUGUAGCCGACUGGUGUACAAGAUUGGAUUGUUCCUGCUAUUUGUGGAAGCCUCCCAUUGUCUACAGAUUACGAAUCUGGACGUUCCACAGUCGUACAUUAUCCAGCGAGGUGACGAACCCGUGGAAGACCUUGUGCUGGAUUGCGAAUUCGAGAUGGAUGAAGCAAAGUCCAAGGGUUUCGUACUCAAGUGGAAGCACAACAGCUUACAAAUCUACCAGUGGAUUCCGGUGACGUCCAAGCCGGUGGCGUUUGCCUCGUUCAAGGGUCACAUCGAUCUGGAUUACGCGGUGUCCGAGGAUCGGUUUCAGAAGUACCGUGCCUUGAGGUUGAUCAAUCCGGCGGCAAACUUUACCGGCAAUUACAGUUGCUCGGUGCAGACGUUCGAGGAGAACGAAACCAAAACCGGCCAUCUGCAGAUCAUCGUGCCGGAGGUGGAGUUCAACCUGACGUACACUCGGGGGAACAAUGGGAGUGUGGUGGUGUCCUGUGGAGUGAGCGAUAUUUUUCCUAAGCCGGAGUUGGCGUUAUUCAUCGAUGAAUCGCAAACCAAGGAGGUAGUCCUUUCCGAGGAGCAACUCCAAGGCACGUAUGACAUGACGUUGCAGCACAUACUCAGCGAUGACUCCAAAGAUGCUGCCAUCAGUUGUCAGCUCUCGAUACCUGGGACCAACUAUACCAAACGGCGCGAAAAGAUGUACCAUGGAGCGGCUUUCCGAGCGAACAUAUCAAUCCUGCAAACCCUACUCUUCGCCCUCGUUGCAGCAGUAUUCUCCAGUUCGUUCAGAUUGUAACGGAAACACCACUAGGCUGGAAACAGUCAGAGUAGUGUGUAGCCCAGUGACAACGAAGAGCGGAGCAUUCGUUCGAUUAUGAAUCGAAAAAAUGAUCGCGUCACACCUUGUAACAGUGUCUUAUUAGCUACAUUUUCGUGUUAAUACCGUUAUCGGCGGAGAGAUUUCACCAAACAUCAACCAACCAACGAUACAAUUAGGCUUAGGAAAUCGAACCAAACAAAAAUUGACGCGCUUCUAUGCUUUUAGCUAAAAGAAACCAGAAUCGACUAUGUUGUGUUUAGCUUUAUUUCGGAGUCUUCCAACUACUACUGUUCAACUGUUGAUUCGUAAGGUUAGGAAUUAUUUAUGUCGAAGAGAAAAGUCGCACAAGUUAUGAGAACCACUUUUUCAGUUUGCACGCAAUUCCGUGUGCUUUGUUUUGAGGAUGUGUUGAGAGCUGUUAAUUUAUUAGGUUAAUUGAUGUAAAUAGUUAUUCGUACAUUUCCCGUCUACCUGAUUACUUCCUGCACUAUUUCCUUUCUGUUUAUUUAUUUUUUUCUUAAAGCGCAGUCUUUUUCAUUGCUGUCUAUUUAUAACGAAGUCUAUUAACCAAAAAAGUGUACGCCAAAGCAGAAACGAUUAUUAUUAUACUAGGAAAUAAAAAUUUCGUACGGAGAUCGGA
Molecule: messenger RNA, 1545 nt
Organism: Aedes albopictus (Asian tiger mosquito)
Lineage: Eukaryota; Metazoa; Arthropoda; Insecta; Diptera; Culicidae
Exons: 5
Coding region: 57-881 (274 amino acids)
Source: RefSeq, a predicted model, not a curated record